Messenger RNA from Tachysurus vachellii, 3087 nucleotides. RefSeq names its product peroxisomal biogenesis factor 5 (gene pex5). Gene Ontology annotation, molecular function: protein binding. The transcript has 17 exons. Gene Ontology annotation, cellular component: peroxisomal membrane; cytosol. Bases 304 to 2334 code for a protein of 676 amino acids. The record is from RefSeq and is a predicted model, not a curated record. Gene Ontology annotation, biological process: protein import into peroxisome matrix, docking. Lineage: Eukaryota; Metazoa; Chordata; Actinopteri; Siluriformes; Bagridae.
CAGUGAACAAACCACUGGCGCUCCAUGUGUUUGUGAAUAGCGUUUUGCUUCAUGUAGCUGCUUCACCUCUUGCUUUGGGUCAAAUAGGAGCCUAAACAUAUAGAUUUAGCCACGUUUCCUGAAUCAGAAAAGCACGUACUGCAGUUUAGGUUCGUAUAAUUUAUUUUAUAAGUGUCAGAUAUUUCGUUGAAUCGUUUAAGCUGUUUAUUAGUCUUAUUAAGCUGAGUUAACAGCCACAACGCCUGGAGAACGACGCAGCGAAAAUUCAAGGAGCCGUCAAAGCCGUCCUGACCCUGUGUUGCUAUGGCGAUGCGGGAGCUGGUAGAGGCGGAAUGUGGGGGAGCCAAUCCCCUCAUGAAAUUGACCAGUCACAUGACUCAAGAAGGUGGGGCUUGGAGACAUAGGUCAACACCCACCAUCCCCCCUACGCCGAUUGAAAUAGCCACUGAAGAAGAGCUGGUGAAUGAGUUUCUACAGGCACCCCCACGACCUCCCCACAGUUUUGACAUGGGUCAGCUUUUGGAAGAAAUGCAGCAAAUCGACCAGCAGAGCUACAGACAGGCCCCGCAAAGAGCUCCAGACGUAGCCGCAUUGGCACUAUCGGGUGACUGGGCAGCAGAGUUCCUGUCUGGCGCUGACUCUGCAGUGUCUCCAGCCCAGGCAGGCUUUGAUGCAGCAGACGCUGACUGGACCAGAGAGUUCAUUAAUGACGUGGCAGACCCUGGGCGAUGGGCUGAAGAGUAUCUGGAACAGUCAGAGGAGAAGCUAUGGUUGGGAGAUCUGGGAGAGAAGGAACAGGAGAAAGAAUGGACAAAAGAGUACCAAACAGGGGAAGAGCUGAAGCAAACGGCUAAUGAGCUUCUCGCAAAGGUCGAUGACCCCAAGCUGCAAAACUCAGAGUUCCUACGAUUUGUUAGGCAGAUUGGCGAGGGCAGUGUGGCUGUGGAGGACAGAGCAGGAAAGCAGCUCGCUGAUAAAGCACAGGCCAGGGAGGCACAGAACUGGGCGUCCAGCUUCACGCAGUUCCUGAAGGAAUCAGGGGGAGGGACUGUACAAGUGGAAACUGGAGAGUGCAGAGAGAAGAAUGACCAAGAUAAAGCUAAACAGGCAGAACAGUGGGCUUAUCUCAUCGGUCAGGUAUCUGCCGAGUCCUGGGUAGACGAGUUCACUACGUCCGGUCCUGAUUUUCAGCAGGCUAAAGCUGCCGUGGAGAGUGAUAUCGAUUUCUGGGAGAAGCUGCAGGAGGAGUGGGAGGAGAUGGCUAAGAGAGAUGCUGAGGCUCAUCCAUGGCUGUCUGACUUUGACCAGCUGCUCAGCACCUCAUAUGACAAGGGUUAUCAGUUUGAGGAAGAGAAUCCGUACUUGUCCCACGAGGACCCGCUGACGGAGGGAGUGAAGAGAAUGGAAGCCGGGGACAUCCCUGGAGCCGUGCGCCUGUUUGAGAGUGCGGUGCAGAGAGAACCAGACAACCAGCUGGCCUGGCAGUAUCUGGGAACAUGCCAAGCAGAGAACGAGCAAGAGUUUGCAGCCAUCAGCGCCCUCCGCAGGUGUAUAGAGCUGCAGAAAGACAAUUUGACAGCUCUCAUGGCUCUAGCAGUCAGCUUCACUAACGAAUCACUGCACCGGCAAGCCUGCGAGACACUUCGUGAUUGGCUGAGACACAAUCCAAAGUACCGGCAUAUUCUUGAGCAAAGGGACAGUGAGAAGGAGGCAGAAGGUGUUCGAGAGAGAGAGAAGGAGAGGGAGAGAUUCGGAUCACUGCUGCCUGAGGCAUUGUUUAAUGAGGUGCAGACUUUGUUUCUGAGCGCGGCGGGUGCAGAUCCAACGCGGGUCGACCCUCAGCUGCAGUGCGGCCUUGGAGUUCUCUUCAACUUGAGUGGAGAGUAUGACAAGGCAGUGGACUGUUUUACUGCCGCCUUGUCUGUUACUCCACAGGAUUAUUUGUUGUGGAAUAAAUUAGGAGCUACUCUAGCUAACGGAAAUCGUUCUGAGGAGGCCGUUGCUGCCUAUAGAAGGGCGCUUGAGCUGCAGCCUGGGUUUGUGCGCAGCCGUUACAAUCUGGGGAUUAGCUGUGUUAAUCUGGGAGCUCACAGAGAAGCAGUGGAGCAUUUCCUGGAGGCGCUCUCUCUUCAGAGGCAGGCUGCUGGUGACGUGGAAGGAGGUGCGAGUCGAGCACCAGGCUCCGCCACCACCAUAAUGUCAGAUAACAUCUGGUCCACCCUGCGUAUGGCAUUGAGCAUGAUGGGAGAGAGUUCGUUGUAUGCUGCUGCUGACCGGCGAGAUCUGGACACACUGCUGGCACACUUCUGCCAGAGGGACGGAGAGACGGACUGAAGGAGGGAGAGGGGACAGGGGUGGAGGGAGUUGGUAGCAUGCGAGUGUGGGGAGAAGUGUUUUGGAAGUACAGAAGAGUAGUUGAAGGAACAAAGAGAGUCCUUGAGAUGGACGACAAGAACAAAGAGGAAGGAAGGACUCUAAAGAGUGUAAAACACUCAACACAUGCACUAAAUGCUCUGAAUGGACAGAUAGACUAGCGAUAAUUGAUGGCUAUUCUUGAGAAAUGGGUGUAACAUUUGAAAAUGCUACAUCAUUACAUUACAUUAUUCAGAAGGUUCUUGUGCACAGAGUGUGGUGUUUUUCUCAUUUUGUUAAUCAUUGAUAUGGUAUGUCGUGGUUACAUUCCAACUACUCGAGGACAGUUAUUUCACUAAAAAGAGGUUCUAUUUCAAGUACUGAUCAUGUGAUUGCCUUUGGUGAAAACAAAGACUAAAGAGACCGGUUUGUGUGUGAUACUUUUAGGAAGCGUUACUAACCAUGAUUUCUAAGACCGUAUAGAGAUGGUAGUUAUUGCCAACAAGAAAAUAAUGAAAAAAGGAUGAGAAAUUUGAGGAUGCAUGUUCGCCAUUUCUCUUUUGCUUUUUAUCUAAUUUGAUAAAUAAUCCUGCUGUAAAUAAAUUUGCUUAAUUGUAAAUGCUGCCAUCUUGUGUACCAUAAUUGUAUUAUUAUUAUAAUUAUUAUUAUUAUUUGAAUCUAGCCAACUGACUGUACGAUUAUAUGUGUAACCCAAGCAAUAAAACUUUAAAUUAA